This is a messenger RNA of Ruditapes philippinarum (Manila clam), 7475 nucleotides long. Its product is annotated as cyclin-dependent kinase 17-like. Gene Ontology annotation, cellular component: cytoplasm; nucleus. The coding region runs from base 366 to 1925 and encodes 519 amino acids. The record is from RefSeq and is a predicted model, not a curated record. NCBI's taxonomy places the organism in Eukaryota, Metazoa, Mollusca, Bivalvia, Venerida, Veneridae. The transcript is spliced from 17 exons. Gene Ontology annotation, biological process: protein phosphorylation. Gene Ontology annotation, molecular function: protein kinase activity; ATP binding.
GAGGAUUCAUGUAGUAGGUGUUAUGUGGAAUAUAUACACGCCUUGAUCUUGAAAAUUAAUUGAACAGAGAUACUGUACUAUGAAAAGAGAUGUUUGGUUAAUAGAUGUUCAAGUGUUGUGAUUAUUAUUGAAUAUUACAGAUCAAUUGAUUCAUAAAGUUGGAAAAUGUUGCGAUUAUAUGUGCUGAUAUAAUGGAUAUACUCCAGUGGCAUUAUUGUUGAACAUGUGAAUAGGCUACAGAGUGCCGUAUAAUAUACAAUAUUCUAUAGUUUAAAACAAACUUCCAAAACAAGUGGUUUUAAAGUUUUUCACUGGACUAAACAGAUUUAAAGAGACUAGGGAACUUAAGAAUUUCAUUUCUUACCAUGGUGGAUGUAGACAAACCCUUGUCUGGGGAGAAAACACAGGGUGCGAGUGCUGGAUACCCAGUUGUAGUAGAUCCCGUGCCGCGGAGGUGGCAGAACGGCAUACAGCACCUUACAAAAAUGAUGAAUUUGAAGAAGCUCAAACGUCGACUGUCACUGACGUUCAAAGGAAAUCGGGGCUUAGACAACAGUCUCUCUGAUCUUGCCGAGCAAAUGACAAUUGAAGACAGCAACGGAAUUACUAAAGACAGCAACAGCGCAGAUGUGAUACCAGAACCUCAUUCACGUAUACAUAUACAGAUUGGUGAUGAUGAUGACCUUACAGAGGAUAUGACGGCUAACCCCGGGGAGAAACGAGACUAUAUAUCCCCAGUCCGUAUGAGAAACAGAAGAAGAUUUAGUGAGGAGGUCACAAAGCGGCUUUCCUUACCUGCAGACAUAAGAUUACCUGGACAAUUUCUAGCAAAACAGAGUCGAACUCCAGAAGGCCAGCUAAGUCGGCGGUCACGGAGAAAAUCCUUGUCUGAAAUUGGGUUUGGCAAGAUAGAAUCAUACACAAAACUAGAUAAACUGGGUGAGGGUACAUAUGCAACAGUGUUCAAAGGUAAAAGUAGACUAACAGACAAUCUGGUGGCCCUUAAAGAGAUUCGUCUAGAGCAUGAAGAAGGUGCCCCUUGUACAGCCAUUAGAGAAGUGUCAUUACUCAGGGAGCUAAAGCAUGCAAAUAUUGUCACUUUACAUGAUAUUGUACACACAGAAAAGUCUCUCACUCUAGUCUUUGAAUAUUUGGAAAAAGAUCUCAAACAGUAUAUGGAUGAUUGUGGAAAUAUCAUGAGUAUGACCAAUGUAAAGAUAUUUUUGUACCAAUUAUUGCGAGGGUUGGCAUAUUGUCAUAAACGUCAGGUGCUACAUAGAGAUUUAAAACCUCAAAACCUUCUCAUUAAUGAACGUGGGGAACUCAAAUUAGCUGACUUUGGUUUAGCAAGAGCCAAGUCUAUACCAACAAAAACAUAUUCCAAUGAAGUGGUCACUUUAUGGUAUCGGCCACCAGAUGUCUUAUUGGGCUCCACAGAAUACGGCACCCCUAUUGAUAUGUGGGGUGUUGGGUGCAUAUUUUACGAGAUGGCAUGUGGGCGGCCAUUAUUUCCAGGGUCAACGGUAGAGGAUGAAUUGCAUUUAAUAUUCAAGACUUUAGGGACACCAGAUGAUAGUAUAUAUCCGGGACUAUCUAGUAAUGACGAAUAUUUAACAUAUAAUAUACCAGUCUACUCAGCAGAACCUUUAAUAAAUAUAGCACCAAGACUGGAUGGGGAUGGUCUGGAUUUACUAGCAAAGUUGUUACAAUAUCAAGCCAAAUUACGUAUAUCAGCUGCAGAAGGCACCAGACAUGCUUUCUUUAACUCUAUGGGACCCAGUGUAAAUAGAUUACCAGAUACAGUGUCAAUAUUUACUAUACCAGGAAUAGCUUUACAUAGAGACCCUGGUAUGAGAUCGUCCUCUCUCAGCACAUCAGCAUUUAAUUCAUCAAGUAAAAUUCGUCGACAGAGUAUGCUGUUCUAAAGAAGACAUGACUGUCUCACUUCAAUUCAUAUUGAUAACAUUAUGUGUAGUCAUAUUUGCUAUAAGGGGCCUUAUUUGAGGGGCAUUAUACGACCCCUUGAAUGGGGUCAAAAAUUGACCCUUCUUGUUAUGUGAUAGUGCUGUUUGUAGGUCCCAAAUAUGGGCAAAUUGUAAACUGUGUAAACAUCAGAUGAAAUAUAUGUUUGAAUGUAGCCCUCAAGCUUGAGGUAAGCCUGUAUGAUUUCAGAUCAGAUUUCAGCAUAGUAGGUCCGAGGUCAGAUUAACCUCAUGUUUUAAGCUCAGUCUCUCUGAUAUAGAGGUCAGCUUCUAAUAUUUAAAGGGUGGUCUCUAAUGUAUAUAGGGCGGCCUCUAGUGUAUAUAGGGCGGCCUCUGGUGUAUAGAGGGGGACCUCAUAUGAGAGAUCAGACUCGUAUGUUUUGUUGUCAACCUCAGAUUUUAUAGGCCAGCUUAGAGUAUUGAGGGUGAGAGAUUGCAGAAGGAAUGAAGAUGGACGCCCUGGUGCUUGGGUCCAAUCACUUUUAGAAAAUGGAUAGAAUGCAUGGUCAUUGUUAAUUUCUCCUUUUACCUUUCUAAUAUACAGCCGAAUAUGUACUCUAUGACCUCUUCUAAAGAAUAAUAAGUCAAGAAAAACUUUCUGAUUUUUACAACACUUCCAUUUCAUAUAACAUUACGAAAUGCAAAUUUACAAUCCACCUAUAUCAUUAAAUUUUAUGUCUUGAACUUCAGUAAUGUUAUUUUGAUAUAUGUAAGUAUACUAGUAUAUAUAUAUAGGUUUUAAUGUGGUCUUCACCUGAAGGUUUGACCAUAAUGGACAUAGAGAACAUCAGAUAAUAAUCUUUGCAUAUCAUUUGUGUUAAUUCUUGUAAAUAUAUCAGAAACUCAGAAUUUUUGUUUUUUAAUGUUUGAACAUAAGUUGGAGAAUGUUUACACUGUAAAUAAUGAUUACUCAUGAUUUAAAAGGCAAAAAGGCGCAUAUAUUCAAGGUGUAGAAACAGAUAAUCAAAAAUGUUUUGUUGUCUUGUGUAUUUUUUUGUCUGAUGAUGCAGCUAAAGUUUUUAUUAAAUCAUCUCUGUCAUUGACAAUAACAGAAGACAUUAUAUUUUAAGUUGUACAAAUUGUGGACGUUUAUGUUAAAGCUUUUUAUUCUGAAAACACAAACAAAUCUUAAUGAGAACAUAAUAUUAAACUGUUGACAGACAGGCUAGUCUGUUACAUGUCUUUCCUAGUGUUAAAAGUCACAUCAAACUUGUAGGAAAGGAAAACCAAUAAGUAUUCAUAUACUGAGAAUGGUUUAUACCUCAUCAGACCACAUCAUCAUAAUCAAAUGUUGGAAUUGUUACAAAAUUUAAAAAUGCAUCAAGUUUUUUGGGGGGUUUUCUUUUUGUCUUGAUUACAAAAUAGGUUGUGCCUUUCAAAACUUUAACUUUGAUUACCGAUAUGAGUAUGACAUUUGGCAAAAUUAUAAUUUUGGAAAAUGAGGGCUCAUUCCUUUAAUUGUCAUGUUGAAAUUGUGAUAAUGAUUACAUGGAAAUAAGGGCAAUAACUCUGAAUUUCCAGAAUUAAGGGGAAUAUCUUUCAAAAAAAAAUUGUAUCAUAUAAAAAUCAUUUAAUGGAUGAUUUAUAAAACAUUUUUGUAACAAUGUCAUAAGUAAAGAUAAUGUCUGCAGUACCGGAGUUUUGUUUAAAUUAUGACUAUAUAUGUUUCAUGGUGUUUUUUUUAUAACACUCUUUAAAAAAUCAUUUAUCAAAAGUAAAGCAAUUUGAUAAAAAAAGUAAAGUUCACAUAAAUCUAUGUAGAUAGCAACGUCAUACACAUUGCAUUUAUGUUUUUCUCUCUCCAUUUAACUUAAAGGAUAAUCAUAAUCUAAACAUUGUUAAAUGGCCAGGAAUAACCAUGAUUACAUGUGACUGUUUUGUAUCGUGAAAACACGUGAUAUAAAAUAUGUGUCCUAUUGUAUCUUAUGUAUAAUUUGUAGUGUACAGAGGUGAAGAAAAUCAACAUUUUAAGAUAUUUUAUGUACAUAGUUCUAUAAGAAAUACAACUUGCUUUAUUUAUAUGUGUAUUUAUGUAUUAUUUACAGCUUUUUUUUGUUGAUUUUGUUUUUGUUUGCUCGCAUAUUUUUGUACAUUAAUUGUUUAUUAUUUAUACGUAGAUUAUUAUUGGAGGAAAAAUUCUGCUUUUUAGACAGAUUUUUAAUUUUGAGGAAAAUUUUUAUCAGAAUAAUGAUAAUUUUGACACUAGAUUUUGUGACUGAGAUUAUGUCUAUAACAAUGUUUGCAUUAGAGAUUGUUUUAGACUUACGAGGCUAAAUUAGGCAUGUUGAUAUUAUAUGUAAUGUGUCAUUGCCUAUUUCUUUAUGAUAUUAUAAAAUAAAGGUGACAACACAUUAAUAUUUGAUUAAAUUGUGAACAUGUUUAAACUUUAGGACUUAAUAAAAACAAACCAAACAUUUUACAGUGAAAACUACUUUCUUUGUUCUACCUUUAAUCUAUUUUAUUUUCUAUUUCGUAAAGUUUGCGUGAUUAUGAUUCUUUUGAAAAUUCAUAAUCUGUAGGUAGAAUAAUGUAAUAAAAAGUUAGAGUUGAGCUAGUUUUAUUUAUGUUAAUGGUCUUAUGUUUUUCAUAAAAAAUAGGGCAUUUAAUGUGACCCACGGUGCUAGCUACCCUAAAUGACCUUGACCUCAAAUCUAAUGUUAUAAAAUUAUAGGGGUUCAACUGAGGUUUUUUGACAUGAUGGGACCUGACAUUAUUUUUGAGAUAAAUGUUCCAUUUGAUGUAUGUCUAUAUGAAUAACCUGUGUGGAAAAUUUCAGAAUAUUCGCUCACUCCUUUUUCCAAGAUAAUAAUUCUAAUUGAAAAAUGACCUAAAUUUGAAAUGACUAGCGAUGCUUUUAACUAAAAUCGGGAUAAAUAUAGCGCAAAAAUAUGAUUUUCAAUUUAUUUCUUAGUAAAUUUUUUAAUUAUCUUUUGCAGAUCAUUCUGUUUUAAGUGUCCUGACUGAUUAAUGUAGGGAUAUUCAAAUUUUUAAGAUUUUGGACCUCGGUUGAGUUUCUUUGAAGGAAAAUACCUAAUGUUAAAUUGUAGGUGUAACAUUGGUUAAUUCCUAUGUUAAUUGUGGCCAAUGAUAGAGCUUCAUUUCAAUCUCAGUCAAACUAUCUCAGACAUCAAUCUGAAAUUUUUAACUUAGAUACAGCUUUCCUAAGUAGCCCAUAUUUUGUGAUAAUUUUUAUAAAUGUAUGUUUGUUUUUGAGAUUUUUUCUUUAUACAAGCUUUCUAUAAAGACAAUGUCAUGAAUAUUUACAAUAUCUGCAGGGUACUUGCAAUCAUGUUAACAUAUUUUUAAUUUUUUUGCCAUCAAAAUGCUGGUUAUUUCAUUAUGGAUACUAGGAUUUUUAACUACAUAUAGUAUGAUAUAUAGAGGGUUAAAUAAAUGUGAAAAUUCUGUCAAUCACACUGUCAUGCUGUUUUCUUUCUUUUUUUCUAUUUUGUAAUAAUCGAGUCCAUUAUUAUUACAAAAAUAAUUUAACACUGUUGUCAUUGUGCAGGGAACAGUAUGGGUUUCAGAUAAGUAGAAAUAUAAUCCUGGUUUUGUUUGCUCAUGACUUACAUGUAUAUUGGAAGGAGUGGAAACUCAGUACUGAGCUACAUGUAAUAUGUUGUUGUACAGAUGUUCACUGAGUCACCAUCAAAUCAAUGAAAAUAAAUUCAAGAUGGCAGAGAUCGUCUUGAAGAUAUUGUGUCCUGAUUGUGACAUUAUAGAAGCUUAUUUUAAUUAUUUAUAUAUAGACAUACAGAUUUAUUAUCAUACUAUUGAUUUGAGCUAUAACAUUACUACUACCUUACAGUAAGUCAGGAGAACAUCACAACAUUAGGUUUAAAAGUAGCCAUUUUCAUGAAAAAUUAUCCACUAUACAGGUAAACACACAACAACGUAUUUCAACAUUUUGCAUCUGAAUAUCAGUUUCCAUUCCAUUCAAUAAAAGUCAUAAUUUGUUUUGAAAGAGGAAAAAAACAUAGCCCUUAUUUUGUUUUAAAUCAGAACUAUUGCAGGCUGUGAUUUUGUAAGAAAAUAAUUGGCAUUAUAAUUAUUAGAAUCUAAAUUUGAAAAUCACACAGUAUUGUAUAAUUCUUAACAUCAGAUCAAAAUACAAAACUUUCAGCAACUUUGUGGUUUUAUGGAUAUAUUUCAUUUUAAAAAACAUAGUUGCUAAUAUAGUUGCUAAUUAAUGAACAAACAUGUGAUUUUGAUUGCACUAAGUGUACAUUUAUUUAACUAUACAAGUGUAUAGCCAAAUCUUCAUUAUUGAUUAGUACAAAUUUUUUAAAUUACAAGUUACUAACAUAAGUUAAAAGUUUAUUAAGUUUAUGUGUGUCUGUACUCUAGUGCUUGAGAGUACCUGGUACAGAUGGACUCCUGUUAACCCUUAAACUUGACUGAACUUACCCAUGUGACCAGUGCAGACCAUGAGCAGCCUGCAUAUAUGUGCCGUCUGAACAUGGUCUGCACUGGUCACUGAUCAGUCAGUACAUACAAUAUAUUUUGAAAUUCACCCUAAAAAUAACAAAUGGUUUAGUCCAGAUUGAAAGAUGGACUACUCCAUUUAAUAGAUUUAUUAUGGUUAAAAUUUAAAUUAAAAAUCAACUACAUGUGCAUUAUGUAUGUACAAUGUACGUAGAUUUAGAAAUCUUAUAGCUGUGUAUACAUCUGAAAACAAAACUUUUUCACAUUUGCUAUAUAUAUCAGUAUAUUAUAAUACUGGACGUUUGUAACGUCAUUUUUCAUUGGAUAAUCGUAACGUUUAUAUAGUUUUAUAUACACGGCUGCUGUCGAUUCAUGAAGAAAUUUUUACUCUUUUUCUCUGCUGUAUUAUAAAUUCGUUAUAAAGAUUGUUGACAGGUUAUAUGACCAUAUAUAAACGGCUGUUUGCAAUAUAACCCUCGCCUAGCGGCUCAGGUUAUAGUUACAAACAGCCGUUUAUAUAUGGCCAUAUAACCUGUCAACAAUCUUUAUAACUAAUAAUAUAUGGUUAAUUAGUUUAACUUAUUAAGGUAAAGUACAAAAGUAUUUAUAUAACAGAUUAUUUUGAAUUCCUCUUGUAUAUAUCAUAAACAUGUUAUAACAUACUUUAUUGUAUAGAAAACAAGUUUUGACAAUCUAUAAGUGAUUUUUUAUGACCUGUGCUUUAUGAUAAUUUUAUACUUGUAUUUUGAAAGUGCUGAAUUUAUUUGAGAAAAUGGAGGGAUAGAAACUUUAAGAUGCGGUUUCAGGCUGUAAUAUUCCAGUUAUUUGUUGUUUUUUGUAGCUUGUUUACUUAGAAAGCUUUAUGUUGUUACAACAUAUUAUUAUUUAUGACAAUAGAAAUUAGCUUUAUUUGCGCCCGUUGCGUAGAUACCAAAAGAAAACGGUAAUUGAUCCAAAAAUGUUAUGGACAAAUAUAUUGAUGUUUUUUUAUAUCAUGUUUAUGUUCAGUCAAUAUCUGUUUUGCUUAUUACAAGAAGUAGCGACUAUAUUGACCUGUAGACAGGCUCA